AUGGCUGCCGCGGGGGGCACUGGUGGCUCUAUGCCGGUGGCCACCCCUCAUUCAUUCGCAGAGCUCAUCUCUGCAACCCCUCAACCGAUUCCGGAUGCACUUCUGCCAUCAAGGUGUCCAAAAACAAUGGAGGGAGAAGUUUAUUUCUUGUUUUCGAAGGAGGAAAUCUUGAAGUCUGCUGAACCUUUUAGGUUUUCUUUGGUCCUCAAGUUUCUAAGACAGCGACCAUCUUUGGAUGCGAUCAGACUAUUUAUCAAGAAUAGAUGGGGACUGUCUGGUGUUGCCGUUGUUUCGUCUAUGAGAAAGCCGCGUAAUGUGUUUGUCCGAUUGACGUUGGAGGAGGAUUUCAAUAAGGCUUUUUUGAGGGAAGUGUGUGAUAUCGAUGGAGUGGCAUAUCGUCCCUUUCACUGGUCACCGAAGUAUUCUAAAGAAGAAGAGCCAUCGGUUGUUCCAGUCUGGAUUUUCCUCCCAGGUUUGGCUCCAAACUUUUACCAUCCUUCAAUCCUGAAAAUUCUCACGGCACCAAUUGGGAAGUUUAUACGGUGUGAUAAUUCUACGCGGUGUGCAACUAGAAUUGACGGGGCGAGGGUGUGUUUAGAGCUAGAUGCAGCGAAGUCUCCACUCUCAUCAUUCUGGAUUGGGGCUCCUUCUUGUCCUGCGAGUCGUAGACAGGAGGUGGUCUAUGAAACUUUACUUGCCUUCUACACUAAUUGUAAAUUACAGGGGCAUAACUUGCAGAUGUGCAAAAAAGGGAAGAUAGGGAAGGAGAAAGAGAAGAAACUUGUUCGUUUGGAGUAUAGAGUAGUGCCGAAACAGUUGAAAUCUUCGGACCCAUCGGGUUCGAAACCAGAGCCUCAAGAAGUGGCGGUUUUAGGUAUGGAAAGUAAAAGUUCGGAUGAUAUCGUACUGGUUAGUGAAGUUUAG
Messenger RNA from Juglans regia (Persian walnut), 924 nucleotides. RefSeq lists its product as uncharacterized. The transcript has a single exon. Bases 1 to 924 code for a protein of 307 amino acids. Lineage: Eukaryota; Viridiplantae; Streptophyta; Magnoliopsida; Fagales; Juglandaceae. The record is from RefSeq and is a predicted model, not a curated record.